CAACGGCGCAAAGUCAUCCUGCUCUCAGCACCAGAGCUGGAGGCUGUAUACAUUCUUAAAUGCAUAAAUACUUCUUUGCAUAUAUAUUUCUGUGAUUUUAUGCGACUGACACAAACAGACACUUCAUAAACUGUUGUUCAAACAGCACAAAGCGGACUAUGAGGGAUUGAACUGCACUUCCAUGAAAGUUUGAUCAUCUAAAUGCGCUCUCUGUGCAUUUAAUUCGUGUUCAAAUGUGGAUUCUUUACGUAAUUUAGGUCAUUCUGAACAAUAUACAUAUUUAAAACGGAGCAACAUCGGUGAACGUGAAGGAUUCCAAGCACGCGCGGAGGUCGGGAGAACACUGCUGCUCCUGGUGUGUGCGCUCUUGAUAACUUCAUCAUCGUAAUGAGACUGGCUUUACACAAAGGAUAUUUAAUAACAACAUUGAUGCAUUAAGCAUGUGUUGCGCGUUUGAACGCAUUUAGAAGAUGUGCAGAACGCAGCGGAGUCGCAUGAUUGGACAACUGUGCUCUGAUGUCCGCCGUACAGGAACUCAUCCAUGCCCCUCACCACCCCAGUCUUGACCUUCCUGAACAGUGAAGAACAAGCACUUUAAUUUUGAGGUACAUAAUCCCACACAUCUGGCUGCUUGAGCACCUCAGUGGACUCAUGGGUACUGUACUGUCCCUCUCGCCGGGUCCCCGAAAAUCUGGCUACUAUGAUGACCGGCCCGGUUCCCUAAGCCAUUAUCCAAGCCUGAGCAGCCGCUCUUUGAACACUCAGAAGGACCACAGUCUCAAACGUGGCCAUUCCAUCUUCCUCCCUGCUCUCACAUGGAAACGGCUGGUGGCCUCCACAAAGAAGCGAGGCGAGACCAAGAAAGGUUACCCUGGAGGGCAGGCAGCUCUCCGGGCUCCACUAAACAACAAUAACAUCUAUCAGAAGGAUCCGAUUUUGCACCUCAACCACGAGAAUGUGAAGAAGUCACUCUCCUGUGCCAACCUCACCAGCUAUGACGGUCCAGCAGGUCUGGGCUUGGGCAUGGGUCGGAGUGUUGGCUAUGGCAAAUCUAAGCAGAUCUCCUCCGUAAAGAAGGUUCCACCUACAUGCACUUCUUCACCCAAACGUGUGAUCGUCCAGGCCUCGACCAGCGAGCUGCUUCGUUGCCUGGGGGAGUUUCUGUGUGGACGCUGCUAUCGGCUCAAGCAUCUCUCCCCUGUUGAUCCGGUUCUGUGGUUGCGAGCUGUAGACCGCUCGCUCUUGCUCCAGGGCUGGCAGGACCAGGCCUUUGUCACUCCAGCCAAUGUGGUCUUUGUGUACAUGUUGUGUCGUGAUGUGGUGGAUGGUAACCUUGUGUCUUCAGAGCACGAGCUUCAAGCAAUUCUACUGACCUGCCUCUACUUGUCUUACUCCUACAUGGGCAACGAGAUCUCGUAUCCGCUCAAGCCCUUCCUCGUGGAGGCAGGUAAAGAGGCAUUCUGGGACCGUUGUCUGGCCAUUAUCGAUGUCACCAGUGCCAAGAUGCUGCGCAUCAAUGCAGACCCACAUUUCUUCACGCAAAUAUUCGCUGAUCUGAAGAGUGAAGGAGGUUGCGGACUGCAAGACUAUGCUAGAGUUUUGGACUUAUGAAAAUAGUAAUUGCAGAUUGUCUGUUCUUACGUUAAACCACCAUCAUCCCCUGAUGUUACCAUCAUUCCAUCUUUUUGGCGCCCCCAUAUGCCAUUUCACUUAGUGACGAGACUUUUGCUGAUAAUUCUGAAAGAAACUGAAAAAUGCAAACAUGGAUAAGAGUCUAUGGAGUAGAAUUGGAAAAAUAGCACUGCAUUUACAACAAAUUUUCUCCCCAAAGUUAUUCUUUUGCCUCUAAUUCAAAUAUCGUAGCUAAAACAUUAAUGCAACACUCAGUUUUGUUUUUUCUGUUACACCAUGUCCUAACCAGAUGCAAUGUGAUGCAACAAAGCGACAAGUGACUAAAGCACCUCUUCCAUGUAAAUCUGAAUUUUGUUGGUUGCUUGUUUUCCAUUUCUGCUGCAUUGGUGGGUAGCCCCGCCUAAAGUGAAACCCCACAGGUCCACAAUCCUGCUCUUCACAGCUGUAUAUUAAACAUCAAACAUCUUCUGAUUGGCUGUGAUUGUAUCACUUUGCACAGCAGUUAUGUGUUCAGCGUGGAUUGACAAAUUGCUUGUCGCAGGGAACUUGUUGCAUUGCAUCUGGUUAGUAGCAUGACUUCCAGCAUCAGCUCUUUUCAGUAGAUUUUUUUUUGCCUUGCAAACAAUUCCCAACUUUUUUCAUUUAGUCUGACACCCCAAAUGAAACCAUCCAACAAAGAAAAUUGAAGUGGGAGUGUGUAUGUGAUAGACGGCAAUCUUUGAGGAUAAACAGCUGUUGGUUAUUGAGUUGUCCUUCCUUUAUUUCAUGAGCUGGACGUUAGGACACCAGCUGCAGUGGCAUUAACAAGAUUAACAGAUUAGUGUCACACAUGCACACAUAGACACACCCACUCAGUUCUCAGUGCCUCUCCUUGCUCCCCAGCCUUUUAGUUUGAGUGGCUAAUCCAUGUAGGCCAUGCACAGUCCUAGUAUAUGUUCUGUCCGGAGUUUCUUGUCAUCUACACAGCAGUACAGUGUAAGUGUCAGGUUUGAAUUAGGGUGCUAUGAGUAUGAAGGAUAUUAACAAAGACAGUUUUAGUGUUUUCAGAUGAUUGCAAGUUUGUGGAGAUUCUGGCCAGUAUUAUCUUGAAGAUCAGUUUCUUUGAAAUAAAUGUCUGACUUCUGUUUUAGAAAGAAUUAGUCUGGGGUCAAUGCAAGUUAAGUUCAAUUGACGUCAUUUUUGGCAUAAUAUUGAUUACCACAAAAAUUAUUUUGACUUGUCCCUACAUUUCUUUAAAAAAAAAAGCAAAAAUCUGGGUUACAAUAGGCACUUACAAUGGAUGUGUGGCCAAUCUGUAAACAUUAAAAUAGUAACCUAUAGCCACAAAAUGUAAAUAAUAUGUGUUAACGUGUUUAGUGUGAUAAAAUCACUUACAAACCUGAGUAAAUUUAUAGCCAAUUUUACAACUUCGUGGCCAUGACGACAUUAUAACUAGGCGUAACUUUAAAAAUGACAAUUGAAACAAAGUUACAGCUCAAAUAAUACACAAUUUGUAACAGAAGAAUUAAUGUAAGUGCUUUUAUAAAAUUAUAAGCUUCACAUUUCUGCCUUUAAACCCUCCAAAAAUUUGCCCCAUUCACUUCCAUUGUAAGUGCCUCAAUGUAACUUCCAUUUUUACUUUUUUUAAAGAAACGGAAGGAGUCUAAAUUAUUAUUUGUGGUAAUCAACAUUAUAUCACAAAUGCAAUCAAUUGAGCAUAACUUGUAUUUAUUCCCAGAAUAUUCCUUUAUAGUCAACUGGAAAUCAAAAUUGACCCCAUUUACCCGGGCGUUAACCACCAUAGACUUUGAGGAGGACACAUACUGUAUAUUCUGAAUAUUGACCAAUCAAAACAGCACCGUCUGUUCAGCUUAAUAGUUAUCUCUCAUCUUUGACCUUCUACUUGCAUAAUAAGGUGUGAAAAGAGAGAUCAGACUAUUUUCAAAAACUGCAAAUUAACCGUUCUUUUAACUGUAAUAGAUUUAAAACCUACAUAGCAGCACUUGCACGUACACAUGCAAACACAACAGAUGCCCUCUGGAUCUGGGGUUUCAAGUGUCACCGCUCAGCUAGCCCAGACGCAAUAGAGGCGACAGCAGCAUGUGGCAUGGCAAUCACUCGUUAAUCUUAUUGUAGAGUUUUAUAGCAGGGCCAUUGGCGCCAUACUCCGGCUCCCCUGCAAAAGCCGACUUUAAACGCAUACUUCAGCCCACACAUGCUCUCAUAUAUGUGCACAUGCUUACUCAAAUCCACCAAUAACCACCAUGCAUACAUUUUCAAGCUGGUAAUCAUAAACACACAGAUACGUACAUGAAUAUGCACACACCUUUUCCCACACACAGAAGCGAUAAUCCUCUCUUGAUCCUUACCACCAAUCAGGUAGAGUGAGCUGAAAAUGCUGCAAUAACAAAUCAUGGUUUUGCCAGAGUCCAACUAAAACUUAAGGCUUGGCAAAAGCCUUUGGGCAAAAAAAGGACAAGCACUUUGAAAUGUCAGAGCUCAAUUUCCUGUUACAAAAGAAAUACAUCAACACAGGAAAGAACAUUUUAUUUUUUUGAACUAUUUCAUGCUGUCUUUUACAUAUUUGCAUGGUGAAAUACACUGGUGGGUAAGUUACUCAAAAAAGCAAUCCACUACAAAUUACUAUUUACUUCAAUAAAUUGUAAUAAGAUUACUUUUCUGAUUACAUACACAAAAAAGUAAUCCCAUCACUACUUUUCUGAUUACAUACACAAAAAAGUAAUCCCAUCACUACAUAAGUUACUUUCUAAAACACUUUUCAGAGAACAGUAUUUAAUUUUUUUUGGUUAACGAAUUCAAAAUAAUAUCUACAGUAUAUUUUCUCCUUGUUCAUUGUUGCACUGAAGUCAUUCACUCGGCAUCACACAUGGGGGCGUACACCCUUCAGCUGUCAUACAAACGCAAAGAGACAUACAUACAUAAAUAAUGCUAUUUUCGAAAUGUGUACCUCAAGUAAUUUACUUAAAAGUAAUCCAGCUUAAUUGAAAACCAGUAACUAAACUUAUUUUUAGAAUUUGAAAUGUAAAUUCAAUUGUUGUGCCAAUCAUGCACACUUAUCUCAUAAAUAAGUUUUUUCCUUAAGGCAACAUAAGUAUCCUCAUGUACAUGUGGUUGAGAUAUGGGAUGAAUGGUGAUAAAAGAAUGGUGAUAAUUAUCUUGUGCCUUGAUCUGGUUAUAAAUUCCCAUCCAUCCAUCCAUCCAUCGUCAACCGCUUAUCCUGUGUACAGGGUCACGGGGGGCUGGAGCCUAUCCCAGCUAACAUUGGGCGAAAGGCGGGGGACACCCUGGACAGGUCGCCAGUCCAUCGCAGGUUAUAAAUUCCCAACAUAUUGAAUAUCGCUUUGGUAGCAACCACAUUUGGUGGCCCUUUGAGGAAAAUACACACACUUGGUAGAAACUCAAGGAAAUCCAUGAAAAGUAGUGGUUAUAGAGGCAGAACUUGUAAUGUACUCAGGCUGUGUAGAAUAAUCAUAAGCCAAUUCAUGAGCCAUUUUCCUUUUAAAUGAUAAACUCCACCAAUGCUACUUUUUUAGCAGAGCCAUUUACUCUGUUGACAGUCAAUCAUUUUCAAAAGGACCUGAAACCAUUGAAUCAACUUUGAAGGAUGUGCUUGCACAACCAUCCUCACUACACCUCAAAUAUUUAAUAGAUCUUUAUAUAGAUACUUUUAAUGUGACACAACAAACUUACAAAGACCUCAAAGCCUGGCAGGGGGCUUAUUGAUUUUCCAAUGAAGACCAUUUCUGUCCUUAGACAAACAUAAACUUCUGGAUGUGGAACCUUUAGCACAAAGCAAAAGGGACAAAUGACACUCAGUUUUGAGAGUUGAGAUAGACUUAUGUUUUAAACUACUGAAUUAAGACACUUUGGUCACUCAGGAUCUGGAUGUUAAAUAGACUCCAUUGUACACUGCAAGUUGCCAUUACUCUAUGAGUUAUGGCUGCUAAGACUUUUCAAUGUAUUCUAUGCUGCUAAAUGUAUGUAAUAUUCAAAAGGAACUCCAAGUAGAGUCUCUCAGUGUGGUGUAAAUAUGCUGUUUGUACCAAUAUGAAAACUGCAUGUAUAUCAUUCAGGAAUUGCUACUGUAGUGGUGUAUGUGUCAAACACUUUUUUAUUAAUUGUUAUUUUCUUCAGUUUGUAUUUCAGUUUAAAGUUAAAUGGAUAUUUUAUUGUUUUAAUUCUAAUAAUUGUUAUUAUUAUUUUUACUGAAAGAUAUUAUCUGCUCUUCCCAAGUUUGGGACAUCUUAUGUAAACAGUAUUAGAAAGUGUAUCUCUUUAUUUCUAUUUCAGGGACAGCUUGCUCUGUGCACGUCGGCAAUUAUUGUAAAUGUCUCUGAAUACUGAAAUUAAAUGAAAAAUUGAGCAUUUAUAGCGCUAAGGCUUCACACUAAGGUAGCUGCAUGCAUAACUGGUGACCCACCACCAUUGUCAUUUCCUUUGUAAUUCCCAUGCAGUAUAGGUUAACUCAAUAUGGCUUAGCAAAACACAAACUCACUAAGACCUUUAAAUCCACUAUGUGCAAUUUCUGCACGGAUAGCGGCAUCAACCAGAAUUGAGAAUAUAACCAAAAAUUUCCCAAACAGUUUCCCAAAAGUUUUCCAUUGGUUAGACAAAUAGAUAGUCCAGCCCCAAACUAACACCAUUGGUUGAGCCAAUGCUGUUGAGUUGAGCUGCUCAAUCAGAGCAAUGACUGACAGGGCCACAGUGUUUACACAGCCUACGAAUGGCUUACUUACUCAUAGUUGUCUCUGUACAUUCAAUUGGGAGCAAGUAUGAGAAGAGUAUCAGCUAUAACUAAGAUUUGUCAAUUUGAUCAUGUGCGAGACGGCCUCAAAAAUAAUUUUUCCACUGUCUUACCUCUAAUUCAGCAGUGGUCUUAGAUUAUUUUCUGUUCUCUGAGACCGGGUGCUAAAUCAUUUCCUCAGUCUAUUGGGUUUCAUUGACAUCAUGAGUAAUCUUCAAAAACACAGACAAACAAUUUGUUGAGUCAAAAAGGCUUUUGGUGGAGGGCCUUUUGAAGAGCAAGCCAAUCUGGAUUAUUUAGGAUGGAACUCAUUAACUGGACACAAAAACUUCACGACUGGUCAUGUAUAUACCAAACUGUCCUCUUAAACCACCGUCAGUGGUGUAGUUUCGAAAACCUCCCAUACUCCUGUUGGCACAGUGAAAUAGUACACAUGAAUAUACUGUAGCUCACAGAGUGAUGCUGUUGUUGUUUGGACAACUUGAAAAAAAUAAUGUUCAAAAUGUGACUUCUGACGGUAGAAUUUAUUAUUAUUAUUUUUUCAGUUGAUUUAAAAAAAUGUAAUAAGGUAUUCAAAUUAUAUUUUGUCUUUCAGUUUUUGAAAACUAGGUGAU
Xyrauchen texanus (razorback sucker) is the source of this 6990-nucleotide messenger RNA. RefSeq lists its product as uncharacterized. Gene Ontology annotation, cellular component: protein kinase 5 complex; cytoplasm. Bases 652 to 1611 code for a protein of 319 amino acids. Gene Ontology annotation, molecular function: cyclin-dependent protein serine/threonine kinase activator activity; protein kinase binding. The transcript is spliced from 2 exons. Lineage: Eukaryota; Metazoa; Chordata; Actinopteri; Cypriniformes; Catostomidae. The record is from RefSeq and is a predicted model, not a curated record. Gene Ontology annotation, biological process: brain development; activation of protein kinase activity; positive regulation of cyclin-dependent protein serine/threonine kinase activity.